This is a messenger RNA of Oryza sativa Japonica Group (Japanese rice), 2179 nucleotides long. RefSeq names its product heptahelical transmembrane protein 4. Gene Ontology annotation, cellular component: membrane. Gene Ontology annotation, molecular function: signaling receptor activity. The record is from RefSeq and is a predicted model, not a curated record. Gene Ontology annotation, biological process: response to hormone. Lineage: Eukaryota; Viridiplantae; Streptophyta; Magnoliopsida; Poales; Poaceae.
UGUGUAGGGAAUCAACUAUCUGAAACUCGAAUAUUAUUAGAAUAUAGCCUCUUUGAUCCCAAUUGCCUGCAACUCUUGCACAAAGGGAGCAGCAUUUUCCGGCCGUGUUUAGUUCCAAAGUUAUUCUUCAAACUUCCAACUUUUCUACACACAUAAACUUUCAACUUUUCCGUGACAUCGUUCGAAUUUCAACCAAACUUUCAAUUUUAGUGUGAACUAAACACAGCCUUCAUAGAGAGAGAGAGUGAGAGUGGUUUAUAUAUAGAGAAGCAGAGGUGUCUACUUCUCUCCAAGAACACAGCACACAACACUAGUCAUCUUCUCUCUCUAGCUUUGCAGAAUGCAGAGCUAACCACCACCAUUGUCAGCAUUUCUUGGUUUUCUUCUCCUGCUUGUUUCCUUGUCUUGUGGUGCAUCACAUCGUAGCUGCCUCCUCGCAUUGUUGUGUGCAAGAAAGGUCGUCUUCUUCUUCUCCUUGGCUGUCUGAAUUACCUGAAACCAGCCUUGGAUACAUUGUCGUGUCCAAGAGCUGAAAGAGCAUGGAGAUGAUGAGCUUGGAGGAGGAGGAAACAAUGGCUUCUCCUACCACCUCUUCGUGUGGCACAUGCAAAUGCGGUGCCAACGACGACAAGGCGAAGAAGAUGAAGACGAAGACCAAGAAGUGCGAGCUAGUGGGCUAUGAGGAGCUGCCCGAAUGGCUCAAGGACAACGAGUUCAUCCAUGGCUACUACCGGUGCGAGUGGCCGAUGAAGGAGACCAUCCUUAGCAUCUUCUCUAUCCACAACGAGACCCUCAACGUCUGGACGCACUUGAUAGGGUUCUUGCUGUUCCUCUGCCUGGCAAUAUUCACAGCAAUGGUGAUCCCAAGUGGUGACAAUCUUCACAGCAACAGCAGCAGAAGCAGGAGCAAUGCAACAGCUAUGGACUACUACUACAUCCAUGGAGAUCUGAUGGUGAUGAGCAACAUGACAAGGGUGCUGAGGCAUGAGGCACUUGCAGCAGCAGCCUGUCUCCUGCUGCAUGAUCCAGCAGAUUUGUCUCAACAUGAGCAGAUCUCAACCAGCUGUCCAACCAACACAUCCUCCUGUUACACCUCCUCCUCCUCCUUCUCUCACCUCCACAAUGUGCGGCAACAUGCCAUCCAGGACGCCGGCAAGGUCACUGCCGCCACCGCCGCCGCCAUCGCCGAGCCGAUCACACGGUGGCCGGUGUUCGCCUACCUGGGCGGCGCGAUGGCGUGCCUGCUGGCAAGCACGGCGUGCCACCUCCUCCUGUGCCACUCGGAGCGCGCCAACUACGUCACCCUCCGCCUCGACUACGCCGGCAUCGCCGCGCUCAUCGUCGCCUCCUUCCUCCCCAUCGUCCACUAUUCUUUCCUCUGCGACCCCUGGCUCCGCCGCGCCUACACGGCCGCCAUCGCCUGCGCCGGCGCCGCCACCGUGACGGCAUCGCUGGUGCCGGCGUUCCAGUCCCCCAGGCUGCGCCCGCUCCGCGCCGCGCUCUUCUCCGGGCUGGCCGCGUCGGGCGUCGUCCCCGUCGCGCACAAGAUGGUGCUCUACGGCGGCACGGUGCGGGAGGCGGCGACGUCGGCGCGGUGCGAGGCCGCCAUGGGCGCGCUCUACGCGCUCGGCGUUGCCGUGUACGCCGCGCGUGUGCCCGAGCGGUGGUUCCCCGGGCGGUUCGACCUCGUCGGGCACAGCCACCAGCUGUUCCACCUCCUCGUCGUCGCCGGCGCCUACGCCCACUACCUCGGCGCCCUCGAGUACCUCAAGUGGCGGGACGCUGUCAAAUGCUGACGUCAUCUCGCCAUGACACCGAGAGUGUGAAGUGGAUUCAUUUUACCAAAGAAAAUGAGAAUUUUAACUGAGCUCACUGGUGGUGGUUUGGACACAAUUGUUGUCUGUAAAAAUAACUGCCAUUCCAACUUGAUGGAAAAAAGGAUGAGAUAUGCAUGGGAUUAGACAAUCCGUGCUUCUUCCGUUUAAAAUAAGUGUAGCUAUGUAGUUUAAAUUUUCGUCCCAAAAUAAAUAUAUGUAGCUGUGUAAAAAGAGGGGAGUAGUGUGUUUUUAGUGGGUUAAAGAGGUGAUGAUUUGAUUAUGUAAAAACAGAGGCCGGAUUGAUUGGGCGUGAGAUGUAAUUUGUAGUAGUAAGCAAAUAACACUUGGGUAAUUACCAAUAA